GUUUGUUAAUUUUAUAUGUAGACAUAAUUUGUUUCCACCCACGUAACAACUUAAGACUCGACCAGUUGAAACCCUCGCCUGUUAAGCUUAAACCUCGUGGACCAAACACCAAACCUUGUUCCACCGCCGUCUAACCAUGGGUUUCUUCGACCUCAACAUACCCUACCCAGAAACCUCCACCAAAUCCGAAAAAUCCACCGUCGAAAGCAACCGAACAAGACUUGCCGUGAAAGCCAUGGAACUAGGUUACACAGGAAUAGCUUACAACCGCACAAUGAAAGGCGUAAUGUCCGAUAAACACCGUUGCUCAAUCUCCCCACUCUCCCUCACUACUCUCCUCAACAUCGUUCCCUUUCUCUCCUCGUCGGCAAAGCUUCACCGUGACCUCCUCGGUGUUCAAUCUUCCACUCCGUUUCGGCAGUACACGCGCCUCACGGUUUGUGUUGAGAAUCCGUUGCAGGGUAAUGCACUUAAUGAUGGGAAUCCUAUUUUGAAAACUUACGAUUUGGUUGCUGUGAAACCGUUGAAUCAGACUGCUUUCGAUGUCGCCUGCGAGAGAAUGGCGAUAGAUAUCAUUUCAAUUGAUUUUUCGGCUAAGUUGCCAUUUAGGUUGAAGCAGUCUAUGGUUAAAAUGGCUACGCAGCGAGGUGUUGUUUUUGAAGUUUCAUACUCUGGUCUUAUUGCUGAUGUACAGUUAAGGAGACAGUUAAUUUCUGGUGCCAAGCUGUUGAUUGACUGGACUCGGGGGCGGGAUAUUGUAUUUUCAAGCGCUGCACCUUCGGUGAAUGAACUUCGAGGGCCUUGUGAUGUUGCAAACUUGUUGUUAUUAUUCGGGCUCUCGAAGCAGGAAGCUAAAGCAUCUAUAUCUAACAACUGUAGGGUUCUUUUAGCCAAUGCUCUAAGGAGAAAGCGGUUUCACAAAGAGGCAAUAAGAGUAGAGGUUUUAUCAUCCGACUUAGCAUCUCAUUCUAAGGAAGCUCGACAUCAAGAGUUACAAAAGUGGGACCCUCUCUCCAGCGGUGAAGGUGAUAUCUUGUUGGACGACAUGGAAAAUUCUCGUUCAAUCUCAUCUAAAGCACCCAAGACUGCAAAAGCUAUUGACUUUGUUUCAGUACUAGACAGCCUUCCGUCUCAAGGUUAUCAAGUCCAGGAUUUCGUACCUGCAAAUGACACUUUCUCGCUCUUCUCAACUAAUAAGGUAAACUUCGCGUCCGUUGCCGAAAAUGUAAAUCGGCCGACACAUAGGCCUGAUGUUUGUCCCAAUCAAGACCAAAGCUUAUCGUUGAAUGAUAUAACAAAACAUCACAUUGUGAGAUGUGGCAAUAUUUUUGAGAAAAGUAUACACAGUGGAACUACUGAUGCUUUUCGUUCUGAAGUGAUAGAGACCGAGACAAAUGGCGCAAAGUUGGAACUACAACAUUCUGUUGAUUCAGAUGUACAGAUGGAUGAGAUGGAAAAAUCAUUUAUAACCCCUUGUAAAGCAUCAGCAGUAGCAAAAGCCACUGUCGACAGCUAUAAUAAUGGAAAUUUACUUCCAGUUGCUGAAAUUGUUAAUCAGUCAAAUCCUGUACCUAACAAUUCAACCAAGCAGCCCGACAGGCUCGAGGCUUCUCUCGAGCAAGAUGAAAGGUCAUUGUUUGAUACUGUAAAAACAAAUCACGAUGUGGACUGUGAUGAUGUAGAGAUUGACACUCAGACAAAUGGCACAAAGCACUUGAUUCAGAAUUUUACCGAUUCAGAUGUUGAUUGCGCCCCAUUUGAAGCAAAAGCACGUGAUUCACAGUCAGACUUGUGCAUCUCAAGUAAUUUGUUGGACACUGUAAAACCACACGAGAAUGAGAAACUAAUCAUAUCUUUGGAUGAUCCUAACAAUAUUGACGAGAAAUUAGAAGUUUUUACUCCAUCCAUAGGAAUCAUUUUUCCGGCUCCAGUACAUGCAAAAGACAAUGAAAAUAACACUGAUGUCAAUUUAAAUGCACAUUUUGCAACAGUGCAUGAAAAUUUGCCAAAGGAAGAUUUUAAAACUGCAAAGCAUGCAGUUCUGGAUAUGAACACAUCUACUUCUGAUGCUGUUGAAGUUGAUGAGAUGCCACACCGAACACCUUCUGAUAAAAUGAACACGGAAGAUGAUUCCACAGUUGCAAUACAUUCAUUGCCAGAAGUUAUGAUGGAAGAUACAAAGUUUGGUGAAGUGAACACCGAUUCUGAUCAAUUAGCCUCUGUUCCGUCUGUUUCAGGUCGAUCGCGAGUGAAGCGAAGGACACAUCCACUGCGAAGGACGCCUCCACUUUCAUUUCCCUUGAAGCGAUUGUUGAAUACAGUGCCUUUUAAGAGAUGUAAAAAACUCAAGAGGAGAACUAAUCCAGAAUAAGUAGUUUUUCUUUCCAGGUGAUUAUUGUUACUUGCAUAGCCGCGAGCUUAUUAUUCUUCAUCACGACUAUCAAUUUUUAUACGGGUUUUCUUCAACCCUGAAAACUCGAUGAAUUUCCAGUCCUAAAUUAGUGAAAGACACUCAAAAAGAGUGACUAUAAGGUAAUCUGUCUUGGAUGAUAGCAGCAGAAUUGCGGAUAGCAGAAUGACUAAAUAUUCUUAUAUAUGUUGAAUAAUUUAUAUUUCAUAUUUUUUUCUGAGCUAAAGUGUAUCUUAUUUAGAAGUAUUAUUUUUAAAUGAAGUGAUAACUUAUUACUGUAUUA
Messenger RNA from Lathyrus oleraceus (garden pea), 2693 nucleotides. Its product is annotated as protein GAMETOPHYTE DEFECTIVE 1. The record is from RefSeq and is a predicted model, not a curated record. Gene Ontology annotation, molecular function: RNA binding. Gene Ontology annotation, cellular component: nucleolar ribonuclease P complex. Gene Ontology annotation, biological process: tRNA processing. Lineage: Eukaryota; Viridiplantae; Streptophyta; Magnoliopsida; Fabales; Fabaceae. The transcript is spliced from 5 exons. The coding region runs from base 137 to 2371 and encodes 744 amino acids.